GCGGGGCUUGGCGGCGCGGGGGGCGUGCGGCCAUGUCGCAAGAUGGCGGCGCUGAAGGAGGCUCGGAGCUACGGGCUGUCGUGCGGCCGCGUCGGCGCGGGCGGCCGUGUGUCCGUGCUGCACCUCAAGCUCACCGACAGCGCCCUGCGCGCCUUCGAGACCUACCGCGCCAGUCAGGACUCCUCGGCGCCGAGACCCUCCAUCUGCUUCCAGGGCAGCCAGGGGCACAUCCGAGUCCCGCAGCCCGGCGGCCCAGAGCCCAGAACCUUCUCUUUCUACCUGUCCUCGGCCGGCCGCGACGGCCCCCAGGGCAGCUUUGACUGCGUGCGCCAUGGCUCCAGCUGCGGGGUGGAGCAGCUGGCCCUGCUGGGCGCCAUCCAGGACAAGAUCACGGUGUGCGCCACGGACGAGUCCUACCAGAGGGCGCGGCUCAGCCUGGCCCAGGCCGAGGGGGAGACCCGCAGCCGCACGGCCAUCGUCAUCAAGCCGGGCGGCCGCUACCUGGGCCGCCGGGUGCGUGUGCGCGGGCCGCCCCCCGCCUCGUCCGACGCAGCCCCGGCCCGGAAGCGCGCGGCCCCCCGGAACCCCGCAGGCUGGACGCGCGGAGGCGGAGGCGGGGACCCCGGGGUGACGUGCAGACCGCUCCGCGACCGCGUGCUGCACCUGCUGGCGCUCAGGCCCUACCGCAAGGCCGAGCUGCUGCUGCGCCUGCAGAGGGACGGGCUGGCCGCCAACGACAAGGAGGCGCUCGGGGAGCUGCUCCCACAGGUGGCCAACGUGAGCGCGCGGGACGCCACGUGGACGCUCAAGGACAGCGCGUACCGCGACGUGCAGCGCGACUGGCCGGGCUACUCGGAGGGCGACCAGGGGCUGCUUCGCCGCCUGCUGGAGAGGAAGCUGUGCCAGCCCCAGGCUGCGGGGGCCCCCACGGAGUCCUCGGCCACCAGUCCCCCCAGAGAACAAGGCCGCUCCGUCUCGCCCCUCCAGAAGCGGCCGGCGCCCCCGGACCCCCUGCCCGCCCCCAAGCGGCACCGCAUCUCCCACCCGGCCCCCGGCCCCCCCAACGGGAAGCUGGGCGACGACCCCACUCCUACCGCCCCGCCGAGCGCCCCCAGCCCGCAUAGACCCCUGCCCCCACCCCCGUGGCUCGAGCCCCCUCGCGCCCAUGACCCCCUGGCCGACCUCAGCAACGACCUGGGCCGGGACCCCGUGGUCCCCCCCCCACCCCUGCCCCCCCUUGCCGACUGCGCCCCCCACAGCCCUGGCGCCAAGCCCCGGAAGCGGCCUAAGAGAGUCUACAAGGAGCGCCUCCGGGGGAACCCCGGGGACCCCCAAGAUGCCACGUCUACACUGCCUGCGCCCCUGGGUCCACCACCGGAUGCCACAGACACUGACACUCUGGGGCUGCCCGCAGGCUGCACCUCCUCUGCCGCCCCAACCCCCACGUCCACCUCGGAGACCCCCGACUACCUGCUGAGGUAUCCCCCCAUCGUGUCUGCCGAGCAGCGGCAGCGCUACAAGACCGACUUCAACGCUGAGUACGCGGAGUACCGCGGCCUGCACGCCCGCAUCGAGCAGGUCACCCGGCGCUUCACGCAGCUGGACGGGCAGCUGCGGCAGCUGGCCCAGGGCUCGGCCGAGUAUGAGACCACUCGGGGGCAGAUCCUGCAGGAGUACCGCAAGAUCAAGAAGACGCACCGCGGCUACGCGCAGGAGAAGCAGCGCUGCGAGUACCUGCACGGCAAGCUGGCGCUCAUCAAGGGCCGCAUCGCCCACUUCGACCAGAGCCAGCUGCGCGCGCCACAGUGACCCCAGUGACCCCGCCCGCCCCUAUUUUUGUACCAGAGCCCCUUUUUCUACGCGGGGCACGGCCCCCACUCGCUGCUUCUCGCCGGCUGCCGGCGUCCACACUCAGGGAGGGGCCGAGCCUCUUCGCCAUGCCU
This is a messenger RNA of Erinaceus europaeus (western European hedgehog), 1943 nucleotides long. It is a transcript of the gene ELL, whose product is annotated as elongation factor for RNA polymerase II. The coding region runs from base 43 to 1809 and encodes 588 amino acids. Lineage: Eukaryota; Metazoa; Chordata; Mammalia; Eulipotyphla; Erinaceidae. Gene Ontology annotation, cellular component: transcription elongation factor complex. The transcript is spliced from 12 exons. Gene Ontology annotation, molecular function: cis-regulatory region sequence-specific DNA binding. Gene Ontology annotation, biological process: transcription elongation by RNA polymerase II; positive regulation of transcription elongation by RNA polymerase II; snRNA transcription by RNA polymerase II. The record is from RefSeq and is a predicted model, not a curated record.